Molecule: messenger RNA, 303 nt
Organism: Rotaria sp. Silwood2
Lineage: Eukaryota; Metazoa; Rotifera; Eurotatoria; Philodinida; Philodinidae
Source: the annotation of a GenBank genome assembly
AUGGAUAUUAGAAAAAAAAAAUCUUUAGAUACAUUUUAUGAACAGAUCAACGAACAUAUGAAAUUAAAUCCACCAUCAUCAACUAAAAUAGAAUCAACAACAAAAAAUUUAUCAGCUACUCGACAACAGUUUAUUAAAGAUUUUGAAGCACGAGCAUUUAAAACAAAAAAAAAAUUUUGUCCGAAUUGUAAUACACCUGUACGUGCACUUCGUGCAGAUUCACAUACAAAACUUUUUUAUUCUGAAGGAGUUUCAAAUAAACAAAUAAAAGUCUAUCAAGAACGCAUGUCUAAUGUUCGGUAA